CGUGUCUGCCAAGACCCUUCAUCACAAGGAGCAAUGCUGCCCCGAUGGGAACUGUCUUUUUACCUGUUUGCUUCACUAGGCUUCCACUUGUAUUCUUUCUAUGAAGUUUACAAAGUCUCCAGAGAACAUGAAGAAGAACUGGACCGACAGUUUGACCUGGAGGCUGGCACUUUAUUUGGAGGAUUAAAGAAGGACCCAACUGACUUUGAGUGGAGCUUCUGGAUGGAAUGGGGAAAACAGCGGCUGGUGUGGUUUCUGCUGGGCCACGUGGCUGUGUCUCAGAUGGUCAACGUGCUUGCAAGGAAGCACAGACCCUGGAUCCUGGGGGCUUAUGGAAUGUGGGCCUCCUGGUGUAUUCUGGGACCCCAAGGCACGGCCACAAUUUUUCUCCACACCCUCAUCUCCUUCUGCGUAGCCCAGUUCCAGUCGCAGCUCCUGUCUUGGCUCUGUUCUCUCUUGCUGCUGUCCACCCUGAGGCUGCAAGAUGUGGAGGAAGUUAAGAGAGGCUGGUACCAGACAGAAAAUGAGUACUACUUGCUGCAGUUCACGCUGACCGUGCGUUGCCUGUACUACACCAGCUUCAGCCUUGAGCUCUGCUGGCGGGAGACGGCCAAUGGCUUCCACUCCUUCCCCUGGCUGGUGGCCUACGUCUUCUAUUACCCCGUCUUCCACAACGGGCCCAUCCUCAACUUCCCGGAGUUCAUCGCCCAGAUGCAGCAGCAAGAGUACAGCUCGCUGAAGUCCAGCCUUCCCGCCUUUGCCCUGGGGCUGGGUCGCCUCCUCUGCUACUGGUGGCUGGCAGAGCUGAUGGUUCACCUCAUGUACAUGCACGCCAUCUACAGCAGCGCCCCUCUCCUGACGGCCGUCUCUUGUUGGACCUUAGGAGGACUGGCAUUGGCUCAAGUGAUCUUUUUCUACCUGAAGUACUUGGUGCUUUUUGGUGUCCCAGCUCUGCUCAUGCGCCUGGAUGGACUCAUGCCACCACCCCUCCCUCGCUGUGUGAGCACCAUGUUCAGUUUCACAGGGAUGUGGAGGUAUUUUGACGUUGGACUGCAUGAUUUCCUAAUCAGGUAUGUGUACAUUCCCGUGGGCGGGUCUCAGCAUGGCCUGCUGGGGACACUGUUUUCCACGGCAGUGACGUUUGCCUUUGUGAGCUUCUGGCAUGGUGGCCAUGACUACCUGUGGUACUGGGCAGCGCUCAACUGGCUGGGAGUCAUCGUGGAGAAUGCAGUCCAGAGGCUCGUGCAGACCCCGCGCAUCCGGGACAGCUUGAUUCACUUCCUCUCCCCGCGAGCCCGCCGUCGAUUCCAUGCCGCCUUUGCGUCUUGCUCCACCUCCAUGCUGAUCCUGUCCAACCUGGUGUUUCUCGGGGGCACUCAAGUUGGGAAAAUCUACUGGAACAGGAUCUUCAUACAAGGCUGGCCAUACGUGACACUCUCUGUCCUGGGAUUCCUGUACUGCUACUCCCAUGUGGGCAUUGCCUGGUCCCAGACGUACUCGGUGGACUAAAGCUUCCUGGCCCAUGCCAGCCCUUAUCGCUGGCCUCUGAGGCAACUGGUGCUUCACCCUGACCUCGCACACUAAGAUAACCUCCGAGGGACCAAUGCUUGCUUGAUCUGUUCAUCUUUUGUUGAUGUUACCUCACUCCAAGACUGGAAGCUGGAACUCUCAUAGAAAACUGACAAUCAGAGACAAUCUAACUUGUCCUGUGGUUUCCCAGGGGUCAGUACCUAAGGAGACUUGUUAUUUGAACACUAUCCAGGUGAUCGACAUUUGGACACUUGUGCCCUAUGUUGACAGAGAGGUAUGAAUAUGGCAGUUCCUCUAGCAGUGAGUUAAUCUUCAUUUCCCAAUAUAGAAACAGAAUUGAGAAACCAGGGGCUAGCGCGUCCACAGACCGGUGCUGUCGGGCAGGUGACAAAGGGGUAAGGAUGGUUUCCUGUGAUCUUUUCUGCCCCCAAUGCAAGUGAGUUCCAGCAGCCACCCUCCUGCUCAGUGGUUGACACUCAGUAGUUUACACUGUUUUGUUUUGUUUCAAAUAAAAUGGAGCCUUUUCUAUCACACUGAUAAUUUACAUAUAGAAUCAUUUUGAAUUUUUUUUUGAGAAAAAUGCCUAAAAUAUAAACACACAUAACUCUUAAUUAUUCACUCUUUUGGAAAGUGCAUGGCAGGUCAUUGACCCAAGUAGUAGAUAAUUCUGAAUAGUCUGUUUGGCUUUGGAGGGUUUUUUGUUUUUGUUUUGUUUGGAGGGAGCAGGCGCUGAGUGGUGAAGAAGCUUUGAGAUUCCAGUCCAUAGUGUACCUCAUGAUGGGCAAACUCAGUAUAUAUCUCAAACACGUGAAUUACAUUGUUAUUGAAUGAAAGGUUCCCUUGGACCUGGUCUGGCUGCAUAUCUCAUGUUUGCUAUCUACUGUGGUCCUUGUGUCCUGGCUGUGGUUCUGACUCAGUGAGAUACUCCUAGACUGCAGGACCGGCCAUCUUGCUGACACCUUUUCUUCCUAGCCAUUCUGCCUCGGAGAGCAGAGGUGGAGUGGAUGGCUUGGAGUGGGCACACCCGUGUUGGCUCCUGCAAGGAACAUACCCAGAGGGGCAGGUGGGCCGGUAGCAGUGGCCUCAGCAACUGACUUGGUAAACGAGAGGGAGGCCCAGGCAGGCGACUCCAAGGUACUGGGAAGGUUCAGAGGGGCUGGGGCUGGGAAGAGUGAGCACUCAAGUGAUUAUAGCACAUCAUGGACCAAUACUAGUUCAGGAACUGUGGUCAGCCACAGGGAUUUGGUCUGAAGUUCACAUGGAAUGAAAGGGUUGGCUAAGGAAAAACAGGAAUGUGAAGAUGAUUGUAGGCAAGUGUCUAAUGUACAUGUAUAAACAAUACAAAGAUUUUUGAACUCCUCAGAGACCAUUUAUGUAAAAACAAAUAGGCUUAUUCAUUCAUUCAACUGUAUUGGAAGAAUCAGUGAAUAUAUUUGAAAGUAAUAAGUCUGAAUUUCUUUUAGGCUAUCGCAUGAUUUAGAGUGGUUCUCAAGAAUUAGUAAAUUAUUUGCGGCCUGAUUAACCAACAUGUGGAUUUUCUAGAACCAUUGUUUUCUUACUUUAACCUCUUGCUGUUCUCCAACUGUAGUAUGAAAACAAUUAAUACGUGUCUCUUCACGCAUGUGAAGUAAAAUCUUGGAGUUGCUUUAAA
Suricata suricatta (meerkat) is the source of this 3181-nucleotide messenger RNA. RefSeq names its product hedgehog acyltransferase (gene HHAT). Bases 34 to 1509 code for a protein of 491 amino acids. The record is from RefSeq and is a predicted model, not a curated record. The transcript is spliced from 11 exons. Gene Ontology annotation, molecular function: palmitoyltransferase activity. Gene Ontology annotation, cellular component: endoplasmic reticulum. NCBI's taxonomy places the organism in Eukaryota, Metazoa, Chordata, Mammalia, Carnivora, Herpestidae. Gene Ontology annotation, biological process: protein palmitoylation.